GGGUUGCGCAUGCGCAGUGACACGUUGAGUAAGCGGCAGUGUUAGCUGACUAGCAUGUUGGUUUUUUUGUUCACUAUAUUUUAAAACAUGCCUUAAAAGUUAAAUGGUUCCCUGUUUUAGGUUCAGCGGGUAAAAAUCUGAAAUAUUAUUCGACAUUUAAUGACAGAAGUUUAGCAGAAAUAGAGCUGCUCACGCGGACAGAAUGAAUCAGUUUGAGAAUUUGAAAGAGGAAGAAGCAGAGGAGAAGAAGAAUGUGACCGACUCCGAAUCUGUGAAUAAUAACAAUAAUAAUCGGAGAAAGACAAUAACCCCAGCUCCAGGUGAGCACCCUCUGCAGUAUAACUACACAUUCUGGUACUCACGCCGGACCCCCAGCAGACCCGCAAACACACAGAGCUAUGAACAGAACAUUCGACAGAUCGGCACCGUUGCAUCGGUGGAACAGUUCUGGAAGUUCUACAGUCAUCUGGUUCGUCCUGGAGACCUGACGGGUCACAGCGACUUCCACUUAUUCAAAGAGGGAAUCAAACCUAUGUGGGAGGAUGAAGCUAAUAAGAAUGGAGGGAAGUGGAUUAUCCGUCUACGUAAGGGUUUGGCGUCGAGGUUUUGGGAGAACAUUAUCCUAGCGAUGCUGGGAGAGCAGUUCAUGGUGGGAGAGGAGGUGUGUGGCGUCGUCGUCUCCAUACGCUUUCAGGAAGACAUCUUGUCCAUCUGGAAUAAAACUGCAAAUGAUCAGGUGACGACGUCACGCAUCAGAGACACACUGCGCCGAGUCCUGAACCUCCCUCCUAACACCAUCAUGGAGUACAAAACACACAACGACAGCCUCAAGUAUGUACACGUACACACACACACAAAGUGUAUAUAUUUGUAUAUCUGAUCUAGGUGUUCUCUGUCUCAGGGAUAAUUCCAGCUUCCGCAACACAAAGAUCGCUGUGUGACAAGCGUGCACACACACACACGCACACACACGCACACGCACACAUCCACAUCCAUCAGGAAGAGGCUCCGCCCCUCGACAACAUUCCAUUCCUGUGGAUAUUUUUUUUUUCCCAUGUAAAAUCUAAUAAAUGUAUUUGCUUACA
Messenger RNA from Hemibagrus wyckioides, 1085 nucleotides. RefSeq names its product eukaryotic translation initiation factor 4E family member 2 related sequence 1 (gene eif4e2rs1). Gene Ontology annotation, molecular function: translation initiation factor activity; RNA 7-methylguanosine cap binding. Bases 203 to 880 code for a protein of 225 amino acids. Gene Ontology annotation, biological process: translational initiation. NCBI's taxonomy places the organism in Eukaryota, Metazoa, Chordata, Actinopteri, Siluriformes, Bagridae. The transcript has 6 exons. Gene Ontology annotation, cellular component: eukaryotic translation initiation factor 4F complex; cytoplasm. The record is from RefSeq and is a predicted model, not a curated record.